GGCCAACGUGGAGGAAUGCCCUUGACAGUGAGGCAGCCUUUGGCUCGAUGCCAGGAUGGUGGCCGAUGUGGGAGGAUCUGCUUUCUCUGCCUGCUUUAAAGCAAACACCCAAAACCACACACACACUGACAGCGAGCUGAACACAACAAGUUGGACCGAAGACGGCUAACUUUAACACCAGAAGAUGUUACUCACAUUUGUCAUCCUCGUCUUUCUCUUCUCUCCAGUAACGUCUCUGAAGUGUUACGUGUGCAGCUCCUCCACCACCAAUGAAGAAUGCAACCAGAGCAAUCAGAGCUGCCAGCAGCCGCUCGACACCUGCAUGACCAUCGUGGACACUUUGGGACACAUGAAAGCCAUCGUGAAGCAGUGCGCCAGCAGCGCCACAUGCAAAGGAGCGGCAUCGACCGCUUCCAUGAACGCGGAUGGAAACGGGAACACGGUCAACUGCUGCAACUACGACAUGUGCAACCUGAGCGCAGCGGACUCUGUUGAGGCGCAGGCGGCGCUGCUGCUGCUGUCGACGGCCUGCGUCUUACUGCUGCAGUCCCACUGAGGCCGGCCCCACCAGCCGCGUUGUCCCAAAACAAAGUGGAAAAAAUCAUGUAAAUAACUGUAAAUAUAUUUUAUUACAGAGACAAGGUAAAAUAUUUAUUGUGGAACCAUGAUGCCUUAUUUAAAGACAAAAAUGCUAAUCAAAAUGGGAACCUGACAGAAAAAUUAAACACUACAUCAACUACUUGCAAUCGAAAUAAGUUUCCAGAUCGGAUCAAAAAUAAAAACCCGACUGAUUUCCUUUCCAACAUUGCUUUAUUUUUUCCCCCAUCAUAUUUAACAAGUUGGCAGAUGCAGCCAAGAAGACAAAAUAAAAA
This is a messenger RNA of Fundulus heteroclitus (mummichog), 872 nucleotides long. Its product is annotated as prostate stem cell antigen. The coding region runs from base 185 to 556 and encodes 123 amino acids. The transcript has 3 exons. The record is from RefSeq and is a predicted model, not a curated record. Lineage: Eukaryota; Metazoa; Chordata; Actinopteri; Cyprinodontiformes; Fundulidae.